Messenger RNA from Helianthus annuus (common sunflower), 2900 nucleotides. RefSeq names its product lysine-specific demethylase JMJ25. Bases 64 to 2694 code for a protein of 876 amino acids. Gene Ontology annotation, biological process: regulation of transcription by RNA polymerase II. Gene Ontology annotation, cellular component: histone deacetylase complex; chromatin. Lineage: Eukaryota; Viridiplantae; Streptophyta; Magnoliopsida; Asterales; Asteraceae. The transcript is spliced from 13 exons. Gene Ontology annotation, molecular function: transcription coregulator activity; histone H3K9 demethylase activity; chromatin DNA binding. The record is from RefSeq and is a predicted model, not a curated record.
UGAGGAGACUCAAGGUAGCUUCCGGUGGAAGUCUCAAGCCCUGAUGAGUUGACACAACCAACAAUGGCGAACGAUCGAUCCACUAAAAAACCUGCAAAAUCAAGUAUCAGCAGCAGCAAUAAUCCAAGUAAAAAAAGAAAGAAGGAGAAUUCUGCUUCAGACAAGGUUAAGAAGACGAAUGCAGUUGAGGAACCAAAAGGCUGCCACCAAUGUAAGAAGGUAAAAGACCAUGUGGUUGAAUGCACAAAGUGUCACUCCAAGAGAUACUGCGUCGCUUGCAUCACUAAAUGGUACCCCCAUGUAUCCGAAGAGGAGUUUGUUAAAGCCUGCCCUGUUUGUUGCAAUUAUUGCAAUUGCAAAGCAUGCCUGCGCCGCUUUUCACCUAAACAGGGGGGGUAUAGUUGCUCUGAACCUGAUAAAAUCAAACACUCCAAACAAAUCCUGCACAAAGUCUUACCUUUUGUCACAAAACUCAAUCAACACCAACUCAUGGAGAAGGAAAUAGAGGCUAAGCUUAAAGGCGUAACUAUAUCAGACUUACAAUUACAGGAUGCCGACUGUGAGGUUGACGAUGAUAUAUUUUGUGACAACUGUGGAGCGUAUUCCUUUGAUUUUUAUAGAAGUUGUGCAUGUGGAUAUGAUUUAUGCCUUUCGUGUUGCCGAGAGUUGCGUGAUGGCCAACUUAAGCGUAUGACCAUUGGGUGGAAAGCCCGCAUAGAUGGUAGCAUUCCUUGCCCACCGAAAGAAAUUGGUGGUUGUAAUGAUGGCACCCUUGACUUAAAACGCAUAUUGUCUGUCAAUUGGAUUGUAAAUCUUUUAGAGAAAGCACAAAGGGUAUACAAAUUCAACAACAGUUAUGAUAGUCCCCAAACUUGUAUGGAAUCCAGUGCUAGCUUUUUGUAUUCUUUGAGUGCUAAAGACAUUCAACCUCAACAUAUGCAGCAUUUCCAAUCACAUUGGUCAAAAGGUGAGCCAAUAAUAGUCAAUGAUGUUCUUUCAACUUCUUCGGGGCUAAGCUGGGAGCCAAUGGUUUUGUGGCGUGCUUUUCGUGACAUCACAAAAAGUGGCAGUCAUUCCCAUGCUUAUGAAGUGAAAGCAAUCAACUGCUUGGAUUGGAGUGAGGUGACUAUAGACCUUAGCAAAUUCACCAAGGGAUACUCUGAAGCUCAAGUUCAUAAGCAGGGGUCGCCGUUGAUUUUGAAGUUGGAAGACUGGAAACCUUCUUGCUUAUCACAAGGAGAAUGGCCACGUCAUUUUGUUGAAUUGAUUAACCGCUUGCCUUUUAAAGAUUACACUAACCCUCAUAACGGCUACCUUAAUGUGGCUACUAAGUUGCCUGAUCUAUCAUCAAAACCAGACAUGGGUCCAAAGAUGGAUAUUGCUUAUGGAGACUCCGUUACUAAGCUUCACUAUGAAAAAUCUGAUACUGUGAAUGUACUGACACAUACAAAAUCCAUUGUCAUUACAUCCACAAAGCUUAACAAGGCAAAAAAAGUGAAAGAAAAGCAUGGUGACGCAAUGGAGGGAAUCGCUCUGUGGGAUGUAUUUCAUAGGCAAGACGUAGCUAAAUUAGAGGAAUAUUUAAGAAAUCACACAGCAGAGUUUAGGCAUACCGAUUGUCUUUCAGUUGAGCAGGUUUUUCACCCUAUACAUGACCGGACUUUUUACCUGAACGUUGAACAUAAAAGGAAGCUUAAAGAGGAAUUUGGAAUCGAACCAUGGAUCUUCAAACAAAAACUCGGUGAUGCGGUUUUUAUACCAGCUGGUUGUCCUUACCAAGUUAGAAACUUGAAGUCAUGCACCAAGGUUGAACUCAACUUUAUUUCACCUGAAAGUCUUGGCGAAUGCAUCCGCUUACAAACAGAACUCCGUAUGCUUCCCAACAAUCACAGGGCCAAAGAACAAGAAUUAAACAUUGGGAAAAUGAUGAUUUAUGCAUUAGACCACGUUGUAUCGGAAUUGUCGGGAUUUAUAGAUUCAAAUGGGCCCGCUGAUGAUCUUCAAAAUCAAUUCGCACAGGAGCUCGAGAUCUUAAAUGGAGGCAAUGGUAUGGAUAUUAACAAUCACACCAAUGGCUGGGUAUGUGAUUCCGAGAGUGACGACAGUGCUUUAUCACCAUCGGUCAACCAUACAGUUAAUCACCAGUCUGCCACCAUAGAAGAUUCAGGUACAUCAGAGACGUUUCAAGGGCACGCUGUCGGACAACCAGGAAAAGAGAUAUUACAAGCUGUUAUGGACCGCUACCCGGAAACAUUUCAAGGGGUAAAAAUUGGUUCAAAACCGUACUGGCUGUCCAUUUUGGAAGAAUUGCAUGUGUUCAUCAAAGGUUUUCUAGAAGCAUCCGUGGAUGCGUUGACGGAGGACGAGAUCACUAGCCUUAAGGCGGAUUUGAAUGAGUUUGAGAGUUUGGGGUUCGAUCUGUCAUGGGCCCGUAAGAGGCUAGACAUGGUGAAAAAACUCAAAUUUGGAAAUGACCCAUUGAGACAGGAGCUGCGGGUACUAGAAGAAUCUUUAACAUUAUUACAUAAAGAGUUGGUGGAUGCAAAUGCGAGGUUGGAGAAGGCUCGGUUAGAUUAUGAUAGGGCUACAUAUGCCCGAAACAAGAAGGUAGAUGAGGUGGCACGGAAGUUUGGAGCUGAAUAUGAGGACGUAUUAAAUGGGAAGCUUGGUUUCGGUAUGCUGCCUGGACAUUAGCUUAUUAAGUGAGAGUUUUAGGUUUUGAGUAGUUUAGUGUAUUAUAUGGCAGGCAGUGAUGUUAAAAUGUGAUAUGUUGCCUUUCUUAUGUCUAAAUAUAAAAAAAAAUGUUUGGGACAUUAUUUACUUGGUGAAGAAGAAGUAUUGUUUUUAAAAAAGUAAAGGUUGCGAUGAAGGGUUAAUUGUAAGAAUGAAGUUUGGAGUUU